Messenger RNA from Pararge aegeria (speckled wood butterfly), 1190 nucleotides. RefSeq names its product serine hydrolase-like protein 2. The transcript has 7 exons. The record is from RefSeq and is a predicted model, not a curated record. The coding region runs from base 194 to 1114 and encodes 306 amino acids. NCBI's taxonomy places the organism in Eukaryota, Metazoa, Arthropoda, Insecta, Lepidoptera, Nymphalidae.
ACAGUUCUGAUUCAAUUUUUGUAAACUUCUGAAUUUCGUAUUUAUGAAUUUGAUGAUUACUUAUCUUUACGAAGGUCAAAAAUACUUACAACUUAUAUAUAUUAAAAUAAAUGCACAUUAAACUAUAGUGUCAAGUAAAUAACAUUAAAAUUAAUUGUGUACAAUUUUAAAUUAUAGAUUUUUUUAAAUUAAAAUGACUCUAGAGAAAGAAUGGUUUAUUCAAGCUCCGUGGGGCCGAUUAUGCAUCGUAGCAUGGGGCGAUUGCUGUGACCCACCAGUGUUGGUUUGCCAUGGAGCCAAGGACUCUGCUGCCAGCUUCAGACCCCUCAUUAAACUAUUACCAAAGAAAUACUAUUACAUAGGUAUGGAGCUACCAGGUAAUGGGAAGUCAGAUCCCAUGCCCCCGGGGCUUAUGAUCAGCUUAUACGACCUCGUGUACAGCAUACAGGUGGUGGUCAAGCACUUUAGAUGGGACAGCUUCAUUUAUUUGGGACAUUCCAUGGGAUGUACUCUCGGGUACAUAUACAACAUCUCAUAUCCGGGAAAAAUCACUAAAAUUAUUCAAUUGGACCCAAUCACCAUCGGAUUUGUGGUGCCGGUAGAAAAAUUCUCUAAUUGGUACAAUGUAUCAUUUAAGAGCUAUUUUGACAAUUACGAGCGAUUUAGUCGUCAAAACGCUGACAAGCCGAGGUAUACUAGAGAAGAGGCAAUAGGAAAAUUAGUAAAGCGAAGGGGUUUCACCGAGCAAGCCGCGGAGGAAACACUGGUUAGAGUUUCAGAACCGGCGGGUGACGGUCUUGUUCGAUUCACCUUCGACGAACGCAUAGAAAUAUUGACUUACCCUCCAAUAUCGCCUGAUUAUAUAAGAAAAUUGUUUACAAACAUUAAAAUACCAAUUCUAACUAUAAUUGCCGAUGCGUCUAACAAGAGCGGCAAAUACAAAGAGACGCCAUUUUUGUUUGACGAGAAAGCAUUCCCCAAUAACAAUCACAGGCUACGCGAAGUUUUUGGUAACCACGACUUGCACGUGAUCCAUCCUGAGAGAGUCGCAUCGUUUGUGGCUCAGUUUCUGUUGUACGGAAUCAACGGUUUAGACAAUAAGGCCAAGUUAUAAGGUUUGUGAUUUAUUUUAGGUGAAUUGUAUUACGACAUUAGAAAACAGAUAAAACGAGUGGAAAAAUCCAUAUGAA